Messenger RNA from Trypanosoma cruzi, 2712 nucleotides. Its product is annotated as beta-adaptin 3, putative. Gene Ontology annotation, biological process: vesicle-mediated transport; intracellular protein transport. The record is from RefSeq and is a predicted model, not a curated record. The coding region runs from base 1 to 2712 and encodes 903 amino acids. The transcript has a single exon. Gene Ontology annotation, cellular component: membrane coat; AP-3 adaptor complex. Lineage: Eukaryota; Euglenozoa; Kinetoplastea; Trypanosomatida; Trypanosomatidae.
AUGAGUCGUGCGAUAAUUGCAGAGAAGGCUACAUUGGCGUCUGAGCGGGCGAAGGAGUUUAUUACGGGUGGUGGUGGCAACAUUGUGUCACGGGCCCGCUCACUCAUCUCAGGGGAUGCACAGUUCUUCUCGGUGCAGCCGAAGUUGGAGGAUCUGCGUCAUCACCUCGAUUCCGACUCACUUCAAGAGAAGCGAAGCGCGAUGAAACGUAUCAUUGCGCAGAUGUGCAAAGGGAAUGACAUGUCUAAUCUUUUUGCCGAUGUAGUGAAGAACAUCCACACCUCGUCGAUUGAAUUACGGAAGCUUAUUUAUUUAUACAUCACACACUAUGCAGAGGACCGCCCCAAUGAGGCACUUCUCUCCAUCUCUGCCUUUCAAAAGGAUUUGAUGGACCCAAGCAUGCAUGUACGCUCCCUCGCUCUGCGGAUGCUUAGCACAAUACGUAUUCCUGCCAUCCAGCCACUGGUGUUGCUUGCGGUAACGAAGUCCGCCUCGGACUCGGAGCCAUUAGUGCGAAAGACGGCUGCUAUUUCUCUUGCUCAAAUGCACGCCAUUAGUACCAAUGAUGAAGAUAGUGAGACGGUGCAUAAACUUCUGGGGCAACUUUUGGCCGACAAGUCUCCAGAAGUUACAUCGGCAGCUGCGCUCUCUUUUAUUGAGAUAUGCCCGGAUGAGAUGGGCCUUAUUCAUGCCGUUUAUCGUGAUCUCUGCCGCUCACUUUUGGACUGUGACGAGUGGGGACAGGUGGUGCUUCUUCAUGUGCUUCUGCGUUAUGCACGAACACAGUUUAUGGACCCUAACAUUUCUUCCAAGCCGUGUUUAACGAAGCAUACACGCAAAGAAAAGGAGAAGGAUAGCCUCAAAAAACACACGGCUGAUACGAAGAAGUCCUCAACAACAUCCUCUUCUUCUUCAUCUUCUUCCUCCUUGUCCUUAACGUCUUGUACGGAGUCUUCGUCCGAUGCGAUUUCCCGGGGAAACGGCCACGGCUCUCAAAAAAGUAUCGAUUUUCUUUUGGACGCCGAUCAUCGCCUUCUUAUUGAUUCUGUAAAGCCACUUUUUAUGAGUCUUAACAGCGCUGUUGUAGUGGCGGCCACCUCAUUGUUUUAUCAUUGCGCCCCUAGUGUUGAAUUGGAUGUGUGUGUUCGACCGCUGCUGCGUUUACUUGGGGGCCCUGAAGAGCAACAUGCCAUUGUUCUUAGUGCCAUAUAUACUGUUGUGCUGUCACGUCCAGAGCCAUUUGUUCCGUACAUUAAGGAGUUUUAUCUUCUUCCGCACGACGUGAGUGAUGUGCGGGAGCUUAAACUGCGCAUCAUUUCCAAACUGGCUACCAAAGAUAAUUUCAUGGAACUUUUUCGGGAGUUCCGCGUGUAUGUUCGCAGUUUCCAUCUGGACAACGUUGUUGAUGCGGUACGAGGGCUUGGACUAAUUGCGGGACGGUUGCCGAAAUGCGCCCCACAAGUGAUGCGGUUGUUGGUUCCUCUGAUUUCUCACCAUAAUGCAGAGGUGGUGUCAGAGUGCAUCUCGGUUUUACGUCUGCUUGUCAUUCAGGGAGGUGACAAGACCCGCACAAGUCAGUUGGUGUAUCGGUUGCUGCAGCAGGUGGUGAAGGACGAGAUUACGGUGGAAUCUGCAAGGGCCAGUAUUCUUUGGCUUGUGGGGGAGAACAUUCAGCGUCAUGUGGCCAUUGCUACCGCGGCACCGGAGUGCUUUCGAGUGUUUGCGAAGAGGUUUUCACAGGAGGGUUUAGAUGUGAAGAAGCAGGUCCUAAUGCUUGGCUGUAAGAUUUGGCUUUUUCUAGACGGCAGCAGUUCGAUGGCCGAUCGCUUUUGCAAACUUUUCUUUUAUGUAUUGGAGCUUGCCCGGUUUGAUGAGGAUUACGAGGUGCGGGACUGCGGUCGUUUAAUUCAAUGCGCUGUGAAUCGUCAGAGUGACACAUUUGCGGCGCUGAAGCACGUCUUGCUGAGUGAGAAGCCGUUGCCGCAGUCGAAUGACCCGUACGUUGAGCGCACGCACUAUCAGCUUGGCACCAUGUCGCACCUUUUCGGCAACUCCCUCUUCGGUUACCGCAAGCUGCCGCCGUGGUCGGAGGUUCCAACGGACCCAAUGCUGCGUGGACCCCAAGCCGCUGGGUACGACGACGACGAUGAUGAUGAUGGUUCAUCUCGCGACUUUGACAGUGAUGCCUCCUCGACACUGUACAGCAGCUACAGCGAAACGAGUUCACCCGCCGAUGGGGAGAGUAGUCUUGACUCGUUGCAAUCUGCGUCUUCUGCGGAAUUUUGUAGUGAAAAGGACGAGGAAGGGGAAUGGGGUGAGAACACCCAGCGAUCAUCCUCAUCAUCAUCAUCAUCGCCUGCCUCCUCGGUGACAUCUGGGGCGGAUGUGGCCGUCGCCGCCGCGACGACGGUGAAAUGCGACUCUACUAAACGUGUGAGUUGCCACGUCGAUCCCGUCACGAUACCCGUAACAGGAGAAAAGACGAUGGGCGUGUGCGCUCAUUGCAGCGCUACGCCUACGGGAACGGAUGAAUUGAAGCAGGACGAAGGGAUAUCCACCGCGGAUGUUUUGCAGGUGACACCCCCACGUGACACUGCGGGGGCCGUUAGCACGGAGGCGGAUGCAUCACACCCUUCGCCACGGCCGGAGCCGUCAAUGAAGGAGCCGCGAGGAGGCGAACACGAGGAGAAAAUGUCAGGGGAUGAAAUAUAA